AUGACUUCCAACGCUACCGUUCACGUCAAGAACAUCGCCGUCGCGACCAGCGACAGCGAGAUCAAGGACUUUUUCAGCUUCUGCGGCAAGAUCGCUGAUCUCAAGGUCACCACCGAGGGCGAGACCAAGUCGGCCGACGUCACUUUUGAGAAGGAGACGGCCAAGAAGACUGCUCUUCUCCUCCACAACACCCAGCUGGGCCCCAACCACCUCGAGGUCACCAGCGCCGGUGAGGAUGUCGACGAUGAUGCCGCUCACCCCACCAAGAACGCCGACCGCGACUCCGACGAGAUCACCCAGGAGGAGAAGCCUCGCGCCCGCAUCCUGGCCGAGUACCUCGCCCACGGCUACGUGAUUGGAGAUGCCGCCAUCCAGCGCGGAAUCGAGCUAGACACCAAGCACAACGUCUCGAACCGCUUCCUCACCACCCUCCAGAACCUCGACACCAAGUACCACGCCACCGACCGGGCCAAGGCCACCGACCAGAGCUACGGUAUCACCCAGCGCGCCAACAACCUAUGGCUCGGCCUCAGCUCGUACUUUGAGAAGGCCUCCCACACACCCACCGGCAAGAAGAUUGCCCAGUUCUACACGGAUAGCAGCCGACAAGUUCAGGAGGUCCACGCCGAGGCUCGACGUCUGGCCGACCUGAAGAAGGAGGAGGCCGGUGGCAGCGCCUACAAGGCCGCAGGACUCGAGAAGGUGUUUGGCAAGGAGAAGACCUCUGGUACCACUGCUCCCGAGUCGGGUCCUGGUGAUUCUACCGGCACUUCCACUCAGCCUGCUCCUGCGGAGAAUAUUCCCAACGUCAGCGCUCCCGAGGGUGGUGAGAAGCAUUGA
Molecule: messenger RNA, 840 nt
Organism: Fusarium falciforme
Lineage: Eukaryota; Fungi; Ascomycota; Sordariomycetes; Hypocreales; Nectriaceae
Exons: 2
Coding region: 1-840 (279 amino acids)
Molecular function (GO): RNA binding
Source: RefSeq, a predicted model, not a curated record